Messenger RNA from Prunus avium (sweet cherry), 798 nucleotides. Lineage: Eukaryota; Viridiplantae; Streptophyta; Magnoliopsida; Rosales; Rosaceae. The record is from RefSeq and is a predicted model, not a curated record.
AUGACUCAACCCCAUGGCUUUGAGAGCAAGCAUCAUCCCUCUGAAUUUGUUUGCCGACUAAGGAAGUCUUUGUAUGGUUUAAAACAGGCUCCUCGUGCCUGGAAUGAGAGAUUUACUAGUCUUUUUUUAUUACCAAGUUUAGGUUUUACUGCAUCAACUACAGAUCCCUCUCUGUUUGUUCAACAUUCUUCUCUUGGCAUUGUGGUCUUACUCCUAUAUGUUGAUGAUAUCAUCCUCACAAGCAAUGAUUCCUCUCUUAUUACAUAUGAUAUUGCAGCUUUGACCCAAGAAUUUGAUAUGAAGGACUUAGGCCAGUUGAAUUAUUUUCUAGGGCUAUUACUUAAAGAUGAUGGGAAGCCUUAUUCUCAUCCAGCACAAUACAGGAGCAUUGUUGGGGCUCUGCAAUACCUCACCUUCACAAGCCCAGACAUUGCCUUCUCAAUGAAUCAAGCUUGUCAAUUCAUGCAUAAUCCCAUUGAAUCUCAUGUUGUGGCGGUUAAGAGAAUCUUGAGGUAUUUGAAAGACAUCAUUGAUUUUGGAAUUCAUUUUCAACCUGGUCCUCUUAAUCUGCAGUCUUAUAGUGAUGUUGACUGGGUUGGAGAUCCUAAUGAUCGACGGUCUGUCUCGGGGUUUAUCGUUUACUUAGUCCUAUUUCUUGGGCUUCUAAGAAACAACAUACCGUCUCCCGUUCAUCCACUGAGGCUGAAUAUAGGGCCCUUGCUAUUUCCGCUGCUGAGCUUGCCUGGAUUAGACAACUGUUUUGUGAUCUUCAUGUGCCUUUACAUAUUCCUCCGUUGA